Punctularia strigosozonata HHB-11173 SS5 is the source of this 231-nucleotide messenger RNA. RefSeq lists its product as uncharacterized. The transcript has 2 exons. The record is from RefSeq and is a predicted model, not a curated record. Bases 1 to 231 code for a protein of 76 amino acids. Lineage: Eukaryota; Fungi; Basidiomycota; Agaricomycetes; Corticiales; Punctulariaceae.
AUGAAGUUCUCCUUCGCCUCCCUCCUCGCCUUGGCCUCUGUCGCCUUCGCUGUCCCUAAGCCGACUGCGACCGUUGAGGCCUCUGGUACUAUCACGGACACGGCCAUCCCGGCGACGUUCACGGCAACCAAGAAGUUCUUCACCCUGACCGACCACGCGCCGUGGAUGAUUGAGCAUACCAGCGUCAUCACCUGGACCGUGACCGCUCUCCCGAGCUCCACUGGUGUAUAA